This is a messenger RNA of Strongyloides ratti, 699 nucleotides long. RefSeq lists its product as hypothetical. NCBI's taxonomy places the organism in Eukaryota, Metazoa, Nematoda, Chromadorea, Rhabditida, Strongyloididae. The transcript is spliced from 2 exons. The coding region runs from base 1 to 699 and encodes 232 amino acids. The record is from RefSeq and is a predicted model, not a curated record.
AUGAAUAAAAAAAUAACUAAAAAAAAUACAUUAAAAGAUACAAUUAGUAAAAAAAAAAAGUGUAAAAAUAGUGGUGAUAAUAAUCAAGUACAAAGACAAAUUAACAAUGAAUAUAUAUUAAAUGAACUUUAUACGUGUAUUGAAAAAACUGAUGAAGAUUUAGAUAAAACUUCAACUAAUGAUUCAAAUAAAAAUUCAAAUAUUUUUAAAAAUAAAGUAUUAUCAAAAAAAAAUAGUAUUAAAAAUGAUAUAGAUAAAAAAACAAAAAGUGAACAUAAGAAUAAUUUAGUUAAUGAUAGUUGUAUUGAUAAUAUGGCAAAAACAUCUGAACAUAUGAUUGAAAUAGAGACAGUAAAUGAUGUCUCAAAAGACCAGACAAUUGGUAAUAAAAGUAUACAUAAAAAUUCUUUAAGAAGAAGACAAAAAACAUAUCCAACAUUAGAAGAUGUAUUAAGUAGUGAAAGAAACACAAAUGUUAUAACUACAGAAUCUUUAAAAAAUCAUAAAAAAAAAUUAGAAAAAAAUGAAAAUUGUAAAAAUGAAAAUAAUAAAAAUUUCAUUGAUGAAAAUAUUCAUACAAAGGAGGUUGAUUAUACAAUGAUGGAUGAAUGUACAAAUAAAAAAAGUACUGUUGGUUAUAAAACUUCGAGUAUUAGUCAAAUGACAGAUGAACAUAAAAUUGAAAAAACUAUAUAUUAA